GGCCCAGCAGGGCCAGGAGGCGGCGAAUGGGAGGAGACAACAUCGGGGACACGGGGAUCGGUGGGUGCUGCUGUGUCCCGGUGGGUCUCGGUCUGGUCCUGCUGGCUCCCGGUCCUGCUCCCGGUUCUUCCCGCCGGUGGUUCCGGGGGUCCGUGCGGGUCCUGGUGCUGCUCGCAGCGUGUCCCGGUCCGGACCGUGUCGCUGCCGGACGGUCCCGGUGUGGCCGAUGCCGCCCCGGUCUCUUCCCGGCAGCCGCCGCCGUUUCCCGGAACGCGCGUGCGGGAAUCCCCGGGAAUCCCGGCCUGGCACGCCCACGCCUGGAGUAACGUCCAUGAUUGGUCAAGGCGGAGGUGACAUCAUCGGUUGCUAAGCAGAGGAGGCCGGCGCGGGUUGAGCGGCGAAGGAGGCGAUGCCAGGAGGGUGCGAGGUGAACCUAAUGGCCACAAAAAAAAGGAGUUCUUCGCAGCAUGUCCAAGGAGGACAAAUUGAGUCCAUUACAACUGUGUCUGCUGACAAGCUGACUAAGAAAGGCGGAGCAAAGAUACUUGAGAUAAUCAUAUCUGUGCUUGUGAGCUCUCUGGUUGAUAAAAUCCUAGAACUGAUACUGGAAGCAAUCAGAAGGGGAAAUAAGAAGAAGACCACAAAAGCCCUGGAAUCUAAGACAGAUGACUCCCAGGAGCUCAUAAAAACAGUGGAAGCCUUGCAGGAACGUGUCAAAGAAUUAGAGGAGUCCAGACAGUGUGAGUGUCAGCUCAGAGCAAAGCUGGAGAAGAACCAAGGAAAGAAAGAGGAGGAAAUUUCAAGUGCUGAGAUGAUUAGCAAAAUCCAGCAGCUCUUACAAAGAAUUGAAACUCUGGAAGAACGUUUACCGAAAUUGCCAGAGUCAUCAGCAUGAGUUUCAGCUUCUCAGAGCAGACCAGAAGAAGUAACAAGCCUGCUGGUGGAUUUGUGUCAUUUCUUGCUCAACGGUGACAUCUGGUGACCGACGACAUGUGUUGCCUGCCCGAUUGACCCCUCGCGGGCCAGCGGACCGGGACGCCUGGGACCUCCGCGGGACCCCCACCGGACCUCCACCGGGACCCCUCGGCACCCGCGCGGUCUGCCCGCGCUUGGACACCCUCUGUUUCUCCGGAGAGGUCUCCUCUUUCUGUGAUAUCAGUGCCGCCGAGAGCAAUAGCCGCAUCUCAGCCGUGCCUGGGAGACUGUGGUUCUCCGCCUGCGCCAGAUUCGACCCUUCUGUCCCCAAUGGUCCAGUUCUCCCCUUUCCUAUGAAAGGAGGCUGAGGCUUUGCUGCAGCAAUCACCUCUGCCUUUUUCCCCCCUGCACACCGGGGACGAACUUUCUCACAGCUGGCAGGAGCCGCAGUUUCUGGCUCACGGUUUCGCCUCUGGUUCGCAGGAGGGGGUGGGGGCGGUUCUGGCAUCAGCGGUUGCCACGACAACACUGGUCGCUCUGUCAGCAUCCUUGUCAUCAGCCACGGAGCCUGCACAGCUGUACCAGCCCACUGUCAAUGCCUGUCGGCAGUGCCGGUUCCAGCUGAUGUCACGCCCUGGCCGGUUUCCCCCUCCUUUUCCAUGGUGCCUGUGUCAAGGAUUUUUUGCAGGUUGAGGAGUUUUUGCAAGAGUUUUUGCGGCCAUAUUCAGCCGAUGCACAAUCCAGCCUGCUUGUAAUAAUGGACAAUGGACAUGUUCACAAACAAUAGAUAAUGGACAUAUACAGAUAUGGGGUCAGUAUAUCCUUGAAAAAGAUACAAGAAGAAGAGUCAUCAAGACUCAGCAAGUUUGUCAGCAAGCUUGGGAAAGUAAGCCAUGGGUGAGCCAGACAACCACAGCAAAAUGCAUGAAGAAUUCGAUGAUCCAAUCAGCAUUCUAUUUUAGACGCGUGGACAGCUAAGAUUAACCAAUCAUGUAUUAGCUAGAGACGUGUGGACAGUAGAGACUUAUUAUAAAUAUAGUCUUUUAGAGAUAAUAAAUUUAGCUUCACUAGAUCAUAUUAGUUAUAGCGUGAUGUCCCUAAACCUCCGCAUCCCGCAGUGCCUGUGCAGACAACAGCGACCGUGACCAUGGAUCCAGCACUGUCUCUCUGAAUGGUAAAUCACACAGCAGGGGCUAUGUCUUCUUUUGGUUGCGGGGAGGCUGCCUCCUCCUCGUCUUGGCGCAGUGGCCAACUUGGCUGACUUAAUGGCUUUUGCACCUUUGCUGGUGCAGCCUGCGGCAACAGUGGUAGUGCCACCAGCCAUGACCACACUGCCUGUUGGCCCAUCUUUGGCUGCACCAUCCAUGGCUGGGUCCCUGGCCAUGGCACAGCCAGUAGCUGGUCCCCCUGCAUCUGGGCUUGUACCUAGCCCUUCAGUCUCGCAGCCCAUGGUUGGCCUCUCAAAUCUGGGCCUUUCAGUUGGUCUGCCACCCCCUGUUACCCGCUGGCUGUCCUCCCCUUCCCUAGAUGAGGACUUGGACAGCAAUGACAGCCAACAGCCAGUCCCAUGGCAAGAGUGUGUUCCGGUGGUAGACUGCCGGCAUCAACAGGUAGAAUCAUCGUCCACUUAUAACCUCUGGACUUCGCCUCCCUGUCGGGUGACUGUGCGCCCCAGGAAUCCCUGCAGCUUUUGGGAUGAAGUCAAGACACAAGCUUCAGAAGCUGGGGGUAGGGGUCUGUUGGACAGGGCGGGGAGGCCACGGUGUACAGCUGGCGACACCACACUUGCCUUGGGGGGUGGGGCCACAGGUGUCGAUUGGAUGGCUUGUCCAGCAUCUGAGGGAGGGGCAUGGGUGGUUCAGAAGGACCAUGUUCUGCCACAAGGCAAGGUGAGCACUCUUUCCAUGUUUAAAGCUGUCCCAAAUUUGGGACUUGUCAACAGGCAUGAUGAAUUUGCCUGGCGGGCAAUCCAGGAUCUGUGGGACCAGGUUGCGAAAUAUGGCCUUGGCUCUGCGCAAUUUAUGCAGGCUCUCAGAGCGCUAUCCACGGACCUGCUUCCUCCAUUUGAUAUUAAACAUAUUGGUCAGGUACUGUUCCAGCCUGUGCAGUAUGUGAUUUUUAAGAAGUACUGGACGCAGACUGCUGUGAAGGUUGUGGGAAGCAACAGGCUUCUACCUCAGGCUGACCCUAGGUAUGGCAUGGGGGUGGAUGCUCUCCUCGGGGAGCAUGCCUUUUCCAAUCCUGAUUUUCAGGCUACGUGGGACACUGCUGUUCUUGAGCUGUGUCAAAAUGCAGGAUUUGGUGCAUUGGUGAAGACCAUUGAGGCAGCCUCCCCUGCGCCACAAUGUACAACGAUUGUACAGGGACCAGGUGAGCCUUUUAUGCCAUUUGUCGAGAAGGUUGUUGCUGCCCUGGAGAAGCAGGUUGAGGAUAUUGCCUUAAGGGAGAGCUUCUGCAAGAUGUUGGUCUGGUUCAAUGUGAACAGUGAUUGCUGGAAGAUCAUAGAUGCUCUUCCAGGUACCCGUUGGUGGCAGACAUGGUCGAUGCAUGUAUUAAGACGGGUGCUGUGGACCACAGAGUGUCUGCUCUGGAAGUUGCUACACAGCCAGGCCAGGUGCCCUCAGGGGGCGGACAAUGGAAAAGGGAUAAAAAUAAGGGCAAGAAAAAGUAAGGUAUGCCCAAGCCAACAGGUAUAUGGCACCUUCUUGUGCUCUGGAUGCCUAAAGGCAGGUCAUUGUUCAGACCAAUGCAGAGCUAAAUUUCAUGCCAAUGGCCAGCCUUUGGUGGGCCCGGGAAAUGGGAAGAAGAGUGCACAGAGGAAUUGCACCUUGACACAAGUGAUUCCUCCAGGGCAUGAUGCUGGGUCAGGCUUGCCCAGGCAGCUUAGAGGCAUCACCCGGGGUUCUGCCGGCGUGGAUGUACAUACCACCAGCACAGUCAUCUUAGAAUCCUGUUGUGAGCAUAAGGUUCCUUUGGACGUGCUCGGACCUUUGGGACAGGGACUGGGUGUGCUGCAUGUGGGGAGGUCUAGUGUCACCCACCAAGGAAUCUUUGUUUCACCUGAGAGUCAUUGAGUCUGACUUUUUUUUUUUUUUGUGCCAUGGUUUUCGUGCCCUCCCCCUCUGUCACUAUUCGGGCAGGGACUUGGAUUGUUCAACUUGUGUUCUUUCAGUCAUGUAUCCCCAGGUCUGACCUGCAGACUCAUGGGAGUGGUGGCUUCAGAUCUACGAUCCCUCUGGUCUGCAGCCAUUUCCACUCAGCAACCCCAGAUGGUGUGUAUCCUGACCCUAUUGGGUGCCCACCUGCCAAAGAUCAAGCUGCAAGGUUUGAUCAACAUGGGGGCGGAUGUGACUGUCAUCUCUCUCUCUCUCUCUCUCUCUGUGGCCUCUUGCUUGGCCUUUGGCCCCUGUGGGAACACCCAUUGUGGGGGGUCUGGUAUGUACCUUGAUGAGCCAAUGCUUUGUGCUCAUCGCCAACACGAAGGGGCAGGUGGCUCCAGUUGGACCCUAUGUCGUUUCAACCCCCAUCAGUCUGUGGGGGUGGGAUGUAUUGGCUGCCUGGGGGGUGCAGAUUGGGAUGGAUUUUUAGCUGGGACCACUACAUUGAAGGGCGAAGGAUAUCCUACGCUGCCUUUAUGGUGGCUGGUGGACAAACCCCUUUGGGUUCAUCAGUGGCCCCUGACAGAACAUAAACUGGCCACCCUUCAUGAAUUGGUUCAGGAACAACUGUGACAGGGACACAUUGAGCCUUCUAUGAGUCCCUGGAAUACUGUCUUUGUGAUAAAGAAAAAAUCUGGGAAGUGGAGGUUGUUACAAGACCUCCGGAAAAUUAAUGCAGUGAUGGAAAGCAUGGGAGCAUUGCAGCCUGGUAUGCCCUCACCCACAACGAUCCUUGUGGGAUGGGAGAUCUAGGUCAUUGAUUUGAAGGAUUGUUUUUUUACAAUUCCUUUGUGUUGCAGUGUGAUGCCCUCAGGUGUGCCAACCUUUCCCCUCCCCUUUUGCCCUCCUGCUAAGAGCUGUCCAUCAAUCUUAACAUUCCAGCAAGGGCGUCGUGUGGUUGGCAGAAGUUCAAAAGAUGCCCCUCAGGUCGGGGCUCACUGGCCUGUCCAAGUGUCUAUAUCCCUUGAGCCUUCCCCUCCUCCCACCUGGUUGGCCCUUACCUGUCCCUUCCCCUCCCCCUGUCCCUGGGGCUUAAAAGCAGAUGAGACCAUGCAGUCAGGGUUCUAUUGGGAGCUGUUUCAGAGGUCUACCAUCCUAGAAUAAAACUCUGGAUUAAGACUCUAAGAUACAAUCCGCUCUUUUCUCUUCACUGUCACCUGAACCUUUUCCACCAGAGGUAAAUUGAGUUCCUACUUUGCCUGGAUUUGUUCCGAGUGCCUAGCUGCAGCAUCCAGCCAGCCAAGGUAUCUCUGGGGUAAAACGCCACAGCUGCUGCCUUUGGUCCAGCAGCAAGGGUCAGAUGCAGCCAGGCACGACACACCUGGAAACGCUGGGAUUAAUAUUCUAUACCUUUGCAUCCUGAUGAUAGGCCAAAGUUUGCCUUCACAAUGCCUUCAGUCAACAAUGCCGAACCUGUGUGGAGAUAUCAAUGGAAGGUUUUCCCACAGGGCUGUCGCAAUAGCCUGACUAUUUGUCAGUGGUAUGUGGCUCAGGCUUUGUUCGGGGUUUGCGUUCAGUUUCCUGAUGUGUGUUGUUAUCAUUAUAUGGAUGAUAUCCUGGUGGCAACACCCACCCAGGAUGAGUUGCUGUGGAUACAGCCUCAGCUGUUUGCUGCUCUGCAUGCUUUUGGGCUGUAGAUGACCCCAGAGAAAGUUCAGCAGCACCCUCCGUGGAAGUAUCUGGGGGUCAAAAUUCUUGACCAAACCAUUCAGCAUCAGGAGUUGCAAUUUUCAGAUUCUAUUCAGACCUUGAAUGAUGCCCAGAAGUUGAUGGGUGUCAUCAGCUGGUUGCAUCCUUAUUUAGGACUGACACACUAGGAACACAAUUGUCCCCAUUGUAUGACACUUUGAAAGGGGAUCUUGACCUGAGGUCGCCUCAGGAACUGAUCCCUGCAGCACAACAAGUGCUGGAGGAGAUCCAAAGGGCUGUUUCUGCUCGUCAGGUUCAUCAGAUAGAUCCUUUCAUUGAUAACACUGUCUUCAUUACCAAUCCAGAUUUUCAUCCUACAGGUAUUAUUGGCCAGUGGAGCGACAAGUGGUCUGAUCCCUUGCACAUUUUGGAAUGGGUCUUUUGGCACCAUCAGCUGAAAAAGAUGGCACCCUCAUUGUUUGAGCUAAUUGCUUGUUUGAUAAUCAUAUGCUGUCAAUGGUGUUUGCAAUUGAUGGCUGCCGAUCCCUCAGCGAUCAUUCUUCCUGUGGAACGGGAAGAUUUUGAAUGGAGCCUUGCUAACAGCGCUCCUUUGGAGAGUGCACUGCAGAACUUUUCAGGGCAGAUUGCUUAUCAUAUGACCAGCCAUAAGUUGCUGCUUCUGGCAAAGACAUCAGGUUUGUUGUUGUGGCCAAAGAGCAGCCGGGUGCCAGUGCAAGGGCCCACUGUCUUCACUGAUAGUUUGGAAAAACAGGGAAGGCCAAUGUUACUUGGAAGGAUGAAUCUGGAUGGCAGACGCUGGAAGGCCAUGAGUCAGGCUCGGCCCAACUGAUUGAGUUAAAGGCCGUUGCCAUGACGUUCCAGAAAUUUUCCCAAGUGCGUCUGAAUUUGGUGACUGAUUCUGCCUAUGUCGCGGACAUAACCAAGUGUUUGGAUUGUUCACUUCUGAAGGAAGUCAAUAAUGUGGUUUUGUUUCAGUUAUUGGAAGCCUUGUGGAGUGCAAUUCAAACCUGAUUCCAUCUGUAUUACAUCUUACAUAUUUGGAGUCACACCAACUUACCAGGUUUCAUAGUGGAAGGUAAUGCCAGGGCUGACAGGUUGGCUAACCCUGUGUGGGUAGCACCUCAGCCUGACAAAAUUGCACAAGCCAAGGCGUCACAUUAUUUUUUCCAUGAAAGUGCGCAUACUUUGCAGAAACAGUUUCAUUUGACACUGACUAAAUCUUGUGACAUCAUCAGUUCUUGCACUGACCGUCAUGGAUUCUCUGCACCUUUGCCAGCGGGGGUGAACCCCAGAGGCCUAAAGGCCUUGCAGCUUUGGCAAACAGAUGUCACUCACAUUGCUGAAUUUGGCUGACUCAAGUAUGUGCAUGUGUCUAUUGACACAUUUUCCUCUGCCAUGUGGGCCUCUGCUCACACUGGGGAAAAAGAGUUGCGAUGUGAUUGCCCAUUGGAGGAUGGCUUUUGCAGUCUUUGGAAUACCUUCUUCUGUGAAAACUGACAAUGAUGCUGCUUAUGUCUCACAGACGAUGCAGCAGUUUUUACACCUGUGGGGAGUGUCACACAAGCUUGGUAUUCCACACUCUGCAAUGGGCCAGGCCAUUGUUGAAUGCGCUCAUGGUACCUUGAAGCAUGUUCUGGACAGACAGAAAAGGGAAAUGCCUGGAGAAAUGCCACACAGACAACUGGAAAAAGCUUUAUAUACAAUCAACCAUUUGACAGUGCCACAGAAUUCGGAGAACCCUGUCAUUCUAAAUCACUUUCUCUCAUUGCAU
Molecule: messenger RNA, 7494 nt
Organism: Agelaius phoeniceus (red-winged blackbird)
Lineage: Eukaryota; Metazoa; Chordata; Aves; Passeriformes; Icteridae
Source: RefSeq, a predicted model, not a curated record